Messenger RNA from Peromyscus leucopus (white-footed mouse), 1186 nucleotides. It is a transcript of the gene Trpt1, whose product is annotated as tRNA phosphotransferase 1. Gene Ontology annotation, molecular function: tRNA 2'-phosphotransferase activity. Gene Ontology annotation, biological process: tRNA splicing, via endonucleolytic cleavage and ligation. NCBI's taxonomy places the organism in Eukaryota, Metazoa, Chordata, Mammalia, Rodentia, Cricetidae. The record is from RefSeq and is a predicted model, not a curated record. The transcript is spliced from 7 exons. Bases 423 to 1106 code for a protein of 227 amino acids.
GUUUACGAUUUGCCUUCCUCGGUGGAGAGCUUCUGAUACGCGCAGACCUGGCUCACUUUGGCGUCUCUUCGCACUCCAGUCCCGAGAUCCCGGCAGGAGAUCCGUGAUCCGAUUCCGGAAAGAGGGGUCUGAUCCGGAUCCCUCGGGCCUCGUGGCUGCCAGGGUGACCCUGGGGCAAGUUUCGCCAGCUGGGCCUCAAAUUCCCUUGUGUGGACCAGAGGUUCCCGGGUGGGAUGAGCAGUGCGGUUCUCCCAUCCUGAGCCUUUGUGACUUUAUGGGCAAAGUGGCCGCACGUCCCUGAUCCCUACAGGUCUUGGCCAUGAACGCCCCCGGUGGAAGGAGGCAGGAAGGACCGAGAUGUGCAGCUGUCUAAGGCCCUGUCCUAUGUCCUACGCCAUGGAGCUCUGAAGCUGGGACUUCCCAUGCGAGCUGGCCUAGCCUUUGUUCCAGCUGCCUGUGGCUCCCCCGUUAAGCACACCCCCGCCUGGCUGCCCGCAGAUGGCUUUGUACCCCUGCAAGCUCUCCUGCGGCUGCCCCAGUUCCACAGCUUCUCCGUUGAGGAUGUGCAGCGCGUGGUGGAUAACAACGGAAAGCAGCGGUUUGCCCUGCAGCCAGGCGAGCCCAGCACUGGCCCUCUCAUCAGGGCCAAUCAGGGCCACUCCCUACAAGUACCUGAGUUGGAGCUGAUGCCCCUGGAGACACCACAAGCCCUGCCUUUGAUACUAGUCCAUGGUACAUUCUGGAAGCAUUGGCCAUCUAUUCUACUGAAGGGCUUGUCACGCCAGGGAAGGGCGCACAUCCACUUGGCCUCAGGAUUGCCUGGCGACCCUGGUGUCACCAGUGGCAUGCGUCCAAAUUGUGACGUGGCGGUGUUCAUCGAUGGACCCCUAGCUCUGGCAGAUGGAAUCCCCUUCUACCGCUCUGCCAACGGGGUGAUCCUGACUCCAGGGAACACUGAAGGCUUCCUGCCUCCCAAGUACUUCAAGGAGGCCCUGCAGCUGCGACCCACCCGAAAGCCUCUCUCCUUGGCUGGCGAUAAAGAGGCGGAGUAUCAGAGUGGCGCCAGGCACAGCUCCAGAGGAGGAAGAAGAAAGAUCCAACAAUAAAAUAUGUAUUUAUUUUUAAAAAAACAAAAACCCAACAACUCUGAAAACUGUCACGGGAAGAAAGUCCAGUUUGAAAGCAG